AUGAAGUGUUCUUUGCAAUUUAGCCUGGUGUGCGUCUUGGUUUGCUUGCUGCCUUCCACUGUCUCCAAGGAUUGCAUCUUUUGUGAAAUUACUGCCUCAACAACAUGUCCUGGCCUCAAGAUGAGCUGCGCUGAAGACGAAGACUGCUUUGUGGGCGAAGGGGUUGCCUUGGGGGUUUCUGACGUCCAGAAUAAGGGGUGCACCCGCUCCAUCAAUUGUGGAAAAGAGCAACCUGUUGCCUACAUGGGUGUCACCUACAGCUUGGUCACCAACUGCUGUAAGGGGACCAUGUGCAAUGGGGCUCAGCCUCUGAGAGGCCCUUCCCUUUUCCUUCAGUUUGCCCUCAUCGGCUUCCUGAGAGGGUUCCUCUAA
Messenger RNA from Thamnophis sirtalis, 372 nucleotides. It is a transcript of the gene SPACA4, whose product is annotated as sperm acrosome associated 4. NCBI's taxonomy places the organism in Eukaryota, Metazoa, Chordata, Lepidosauria, Squamata, Natricidae. Gene Ontology annotation, biological process: sperm-egg recognition. Gene Ontology annotation, cellular component: membrane. The record is from RefSeq and is a predicted model, not a curated record.